AUGGCUGCAUGCAAGCUUAUGAAACAGACCCGGUUCUUUGCGUUGAUGAGCGGGUUCGUCACCAGCCGGCAUGGCGUCACGGCCGUUGUCAUCCGGGGGCGACGCCGAGGCGCCCCGCUGCUGGCGGCCAGCGGCCGCGGCAAUGGCGCGCAGACGGCCGCGGCUCCGCCGACAACUGUCGUCGGCAAGGCGCUGAGCAGCACGGCCGACCUCGCCAAGCACCUCCCCACCGGCGCCGUGCUCGCCUUCGAGAUGCUCUCGCCGUCCUUCACCGCCGACGGCGCCUGCAACGCCGCCAACCGCGCGCUCACAGGCUGCCUCAUCGGCGACCCGGCGCCGCGGGACGAGAGGUACCAGCUGACGGCGCGCGACGUCCUGCACGGGCUGCUCUCGUUCGCGGUGUUCCUGGCCGUCGCCAUGGUGGACCGCAGCGUGGUGGCCUGCUUCUACCCCGUCGAGUCCGCCUCCACGAGGCAGCUGCUUGCGGCCGUGCCCGUCGCCGGGGGAUCGGUUUCCCCGUGGGCUCGUCGUCGGGUCGGGUUGGGUUGGUGGUGAUCAUGGCGUCGGGCAGCACUUCAUUCGCCUGAAAUCUCUGAUGAGAUGAUCAUCUCGAAUAUUUUUUACCGCUGGUGGCGGUACAUCUGAAAUAUCUGUUUUACCGCUGGUGCCGGUACAUCUGAAUUCUGAAAUUGAUCUCUCUGUCUUGAUGAAACUGAGUAAUGUGUUUAUGAUGUGCACAUGCUUUGAGAUCCAUUUUAAUCAUACCAAGAUGUCAUAUAUAUGCAUAUUCAUUU
Panicum virgatum (switchgrass) is the source of this 794-nucleotide messenger RNA. Its product is annotated as protein DMP6-like. The record is from RefSeq and is a predicted model, not a curated record. NCBI's taxonomy places the organism in Eukaryota, Viridiplantae, Streptophyta, Magnoliopsida, Poales, Poaceae. The transcript is spliced from 2 exons. The coding region runs from base 1 to 555 and encodes 184 amino acids. Gene Ontology annotation, biological process: endomembrane system organization.